CUCAAGGACACCUCAGUCAUGCGCUGUCGGCUCUGGGGAUCGAACCGGCGACCUUCUGGUCAUGAGGGUGGUUCUCGAACCUCCAGCCCACGACUGCCCCCAGGGAUAGCAAGCUAGCUAGCUAUCAUCUUUUAGCUAACAUUACUGUGAGCAACACCAAUAACACAUUACCUAGGUAGCUUUGCAGUUUGCUAGCUUGUUGUCUACUUAAAGGCUUUGCCAAAGAUCCUAAAAACAGGCAAAGAUACCACAUGCCUAGUCAAUGGGUAAUGCCUAGUCACAUGCCUAGUCAAUGGGUAAUGCCUAGUCACAUGCCUAGUCAAUGGGUAAUGCCUAGUCACAUGCCUAGUCAAAGGGUAAUGCCUAGUCACAUGCCUAGUCAAUGGGUAAUGCCUAGUCACAUGCCUAGUCAAUUGGUAAUGCCUAGUCACAUGCCUAGUCAAUUGGUAAUGCCUAGUCACAUGCCUAGUCAAUUGGUAAUGCCUAGUCACAUGCCUAGUCAAUUGGUAAUGCCUAGUCACAUGCCUAGUCAAUGGGUAAUGCCUAGUCACAUGCCUAGUCAAUGGGUAAUGCCUAGUCACAUGCCUAGUCAAUUGGUAAUGCCUAGUCACAUGCCUAGUCAAUUGGUAAUGCCUAGUCACAUGCCUAGUCAAUUGGUAAUGCCUAGUCACAUGCCUAGUCAAUUGGUAAUGCCUAGUCACAUGCCUAGUCAAUUGGUAAUGCCUAGUCACAUGCCUAGUCAAUUGGUAAUGCCUAGUCACAUGCCUAGUCAAUUGGUAAUGCCUAGUCACAUGCCUAGUCAAUGGGUAAUGCCUAGUCACAGGCCUAGUCAAUGGGUAAUGCCUAGUCACAUGCCUAGUCAAUGGGUAAUGCCUAGUCACAGGCCUAGUCAAUGGGUAAUGCCUAGUCACAGGCCUAGUCAAUGGGUAAUGCCUAGUCACAGGCCUAGUCAAAGGGUAAUGCCUAGUCACAUGCCUAGUCAAUGGGUAAUGCCUAGUCACAUGCCUAGUCAAUGGGUAAUGCCUAGUCACAUGCCUAGUCAAUGGGUAAUGCCUAGUCACAUGCCUAGUCAAUGGGUAAUGCCUAGUCACAUGCCUAGUCAAUGGGUAAUGCCUAGUCACAUGCCUAGUCAAUGGGAAGUUUUACAGCUCCUGUCUGCCUAAGUCUGGCCAAAGUCCUUAGAGGAAAGUGUGUCCUCUUGCUGGUCAUCUCUGCAGUGCCAUGGGCAGUUCUAUCCCUAUCUCUUUAACAGAAAUCGCAUAAACAGUUUGUAUUAUUUGGUGCAAAAAUCGCACAAAACCAUGUUAUGUGAGGUCGUGCAAAGACACGUAUGUCCACGACAAGGGGAGCUUUUCCUGCUUACGGCUUUACCGGCAAUUUGACUGUCUCUUUUUACUGCAGGGCAGAACUUUCACUGUAAACAGACUGAAUGUUGAGCGUAUCCCGUUCAUUUGUCUCCUCCUUUAUAAUGAAGUCACAAAAACGGCCACGUCUUCUGUAAUCACAAAGUGGGAAAAAGUAAUCGGUGAGACUUGUCUGGUGGGUUUUGUUGUCUGCAUAAAGGGGCGAUAGAGCAGAGAACUUGUAGAGAGGAGAAUUACACUUUCUGCAGUGUCUUCUGGGUUUUUCAGACACCAGGGGGCGCUCCUGAGCGAGUCCAAAAUGAAUGAGCUGAUAUGGAGCAUUUGAGCAAAA
Messenger RNA from Pygocentrus nattereri (red-bellied piranha), 1695 nucleotides. RefSeq names its product adhesive plaque matrix protein-like. The transcript has 2 exons. NCBI's taxonomy places the organism in Eukaryota, Metazoa, Chordata, Actinopteri, Characiformes, Serrasalmidae. The record is from RefSeq and is a predicted model, not a curated record. Bases 252 to 1163 code for a protein of 303 amino acids.